Messenger RNA from Lethenteron reissneri (Far Eastern brook lamprey), 4126 nucleotides. RefSeq names its product retinol dehydrogenase 14-like. The record is from RefSeq and is a predicted model, not a curated record. Lineage: Eukaryota; Metazoa; Chordata; Hyperoartia; Petromyzontiformes; Petromyzontidae.
CCAGCAGUGGCGUAAACAAUUGCAGCGAUCCACCAUUUCUACCGCGGUAUUCAUUUAAACGACAAGCUGCGGUGAGAAGGGCUUCCACUGCGCGUGGUCCAUCAUUCGCUCGCAGAAUCUCAUCCGUUCACAGCAUCACCCCCGUGAGCUCUCGACUCUCUGACCAACAUCAAACCAAUCGCCCUACCGAGGUAAAAACGCGAUCAUGACGACUAAGAAUAAUAGCGCUUACGGCUCUAAUCCUGCAUGGCCACCAGGGGACGCCCACGCCCGAACAGCUGACGGGGUCCCCGUCGACUUGACCCGACAGAUGGGCCCUGGCAUCCAGGCGCUGGCGGGCACCGCGGGUUGCGGCCUCCUGCUGCUGGUGGUGCUCCUCGCAGCGGCGCGUCGCCGUCUCCACGGGCGGCCCUCGCUGCUGGCCCUCAUGUCCGGCAGCAUGCGCGGCAAGACCGUGGUGGUCACCGGUGCCAACUGCGGCCUGGGCCGCGCCACCACGCUGGCCCUCGCCCGCCUCGGGGCCCGCGUCAUCUUGGCGGUGCGCGAUGUGGCGCUGGGCGAGGAGGCGGCGGGCGAACUUCGUCGGGAGCUGGGCCACGUGGAGGCCGAGCUGCUGGUGGUGCGCCAACUGGACCUCGCCUCCCUGGCGUCGGUGCGUCGCUUCUGCGCGCGGAUGGAGCGUGAGGAGGAGCGGCUGGACGUGCUGGUGAACAACGCGGGGGUGUUCCGCUGCCCCUACGCGCUCACCGAGGACGGCUUCGAGACGCAGUUCGGGGUCAACCACCUGGGUCACUUCCUGCUCACCGCCUUGCUGCUGCCGCUGCUGGGCCGCUCGGUGCCCAGCCGGGUCGUGGUGGUGUCGUCGGCCCUCUACAAGCAGGGCCGCGUCAACUUCGACGACCUCGCCAGCGAGCGAUCCUACGACCCCGCGGCCGCGUACGCACGCAGCAAGUUGGCCAACGUGAUGUUCGCACGCGAGUUGGCACGGCGCCUGCGUGGCCGGGGCAUCACGGCCAACGCGCUGCACCCGGGCAUCGUGCGCACCAACCUGGGCCGACACGUCUCCAUGCCGGCCCUGGCACGGCCGCUCUUCAACCUUCUCGCCUGGGCCGCGUUCCGCUCCCCCGAGCAGGGAGCCCGCACCGCCGUCUUCCUCGCCGCCUCGCCCGACGUGGCCGACGUCAGCGGCGCCUACUUCGGCGACUGCCGCCAGGAGGAGCUCCUGCCCGUCGCCACGGAUGAUGCCGUGGCCGCGAAAUUGUGGGAGGUCAGCGAGCGACUGGUGGGCCUGCGCUCUGGGGGGCCCGAUGGCCUCCCCCUAGCACCGUCCGAGCCCGACUCGGACCCCGAGGAGCGACCCCCCCAACGCGGCGACGCUAAGACGGCCCCCUGAGCAUGGGCCGCGGCCGUGAUGCGCGGGCCGAUGCUGCUCCUAAUGUCUAUUUUCUGCUCUCGGCUGCAGGCUGAGGAGGCUAUAAAUUCAAGCCUUGGGUAUGACGUGUGUCGGUGUAUUCAUCGAGUGACUUAGAGCGCGAUGGCAGUGGCUUCAUCAUCGAGACCCAUGCACUCGUAGAGACCCAUAGACUCACAUAGAGACCCAUGCGCUCGUAGAGACCCAUAGACUCACAUAGAGACCUUUAGACUCACAUAGAGACCCAUGCACUCGUAGAGACCCAUAGACUCACAUAGAGACCCAUGCACUCGUAGAGACCCAUAGACUCACAUAGAGACCUUUAGACUCACAUAGAGACCCAUGCACUCGUAGAGACCCAUAGACUCACAUAGAGACCUUUAGACUCACAUAGAGACCCAUGCACUCGUAGAGACCCAUAGACUCGCAUCGAGACCCAUGCACUCGUAGAGACCCAUAGACUCACAUCGAGACCCAUGCACUCGUAGAGACCCAUAGACUCACAUCGAGACCUUUGCACUCGUAGAGACCCAUAGACUCACAUCGAGACCCAUGCACUCGUAGAGACCCAUAGACUCACAUCGAGACCUUUGCACUCGUAGAGACCCAUAGACUCACAUCGAGACCCAUGCACUCGUAGAGACCCAUAGACUCACAUCGAGACCUUUGCACUCGUAGAGACCCAUAGACUCACAUCGAGACCUUUGCACUCGUAGAGACCCAUAGACUCACAUCGAGACCCAUGCACUCGUAGAGACCCAUAGACUCACAUCGAGACCUUUGCACUCGUAGAGACCCAUAGACUCACAUCGAGAACUUUAGACUCACAUAGAGACCCAUGCACUCGUAGAGACCCAUAGACUCACAUCGAGACCCAUGCACUCGUAGAGACCCAUAGACUCACAUAGAGACCCAUGCACUCGUAGAGACCCAUAGAUUCACAUCGAGAACUUUAGACUCACAUUGAGACUCAUGCACUCGUAGAGACCCAUAAUAGACUCACAUCAAGACUCUUAGACUCACAUUGAGACCCAUGCACUCAUAAGAGACCCAUAGACUCGCAUCAAUACUUUUAGACUCACAUUGAGACCCAUGCACUCAUAAGAGACCCAUAAUAGACUCUCACCGAGACCUUUAGACUCGCAUUGAGACCCAUGCACUCAUAAGAGACCCAUAAUAGACUCACAUCAAGACUGUUAGACUCACAUUGAGACCCAUGCACUUACAGAGACCCAUUUCCUGACAUCGAGACCGUCGACCCCCAUAGCCGGGCAGUGAUGGCGCACGUCUGUAAUCCAGUGCUCUGGUGGUUGAGGGUUGCUGGAUCACCGCAUAAAUGUUAAGAAACUCCCUUCCCGUGGGGGUCGACGAGGAGCCCGUACCCCUGACUCGCCACGAGAUGGCAGUACAGCAAAGAUGUGGACUCCACCUGGGUCAGAGGUCGCAACCGGGUCCCCGAUACCCGUACCCUACCCGUACGGGUAGCCGUUUGCGACCCUGGUGCGGCCGGGUACGGGUAGGCCAUGAGUCACUGGUGAGUAACUGUUUGUCACUCAUUUCGGGUAGGGAAUCAAAACCCGUUUGCGACCUCUGGUCAGGGUGGUUUCCCCCUGGCACGCGUGCGUUUUCUCCGGGUGCUCCGGUUUUUCUCCGACAUGUAAACACUCAUUAAUUGGCCGAUAUCACCUUAAAUGAUAUAUAGAGGACUGCAGAGCUUUGGAAAAUUGUUGGCACCGGCUUGUCGCGUUAGAUUCCUGCUUGUCUGUGGUUUCUCGCUCUCUUCUCAGUCGUUCUCUCUGUACGAGAUAAAGUGAAUGCCGUGCGCGUUACGAGGUGACAUUCUUAUUAGGGACCCACUUAAAAACUGUAAUGUGAUGGCAGUGGUUCAUUGCUAGCUCUCUUCCUGUAUGUACACCACACACAGAUACACAUAACAGCACACGCCCAGUUACGCACACGCCUAUGCACUUGAGAACAUUAUAGUCGGAGAACUCAUUAAUACAAAAGCCUAUUUUUCCAGGGAGGUGAUGCAUUCCAUUCAGAUUUACAGGAAAAUGUAGCAAGUCACAUAAAUCGCCUUCGUCAACAUUUGUUGCUGCUCCUGCUGCGUUGGCAGUGGUGCACAAGCAACGAAGAAAGUGCUCCAGCAAAUUCGGUAACGACACUGUUUGGCCUUAAAAGAAAAAAAAUGUGACGUUUUGGUCAAUGGCCCUUCUCCAUAAUACACAAACUACGUGAUAUGAAGACGAGCCAAUGGCCGAAACAUUGCCUAUUUUAUAUUUUUUGUGUAUUUUUUCUUUAGGGCCACAGUGUUGUUGACGAAUGUGUUGAUGUUUUUAUCCCUUAAUUGGUACGCUCAGUUUAGAUUUCAAACUCUCCAUAUAUACCACGAUAAUGUAGAUGGGAAGCUUCAGGGAAGGUGUCCCUUUAAUUUAGAUAAACAAAGAUUUUACUGGCUUUGUGCGAGCCAAGUAAUUGUUCAUCAUCGUCAUCAUCACGUGCUGCCAUCACGAUGCAGUCGUCAACGACCCGAAAACCCGGGGUGGAGUUUGUACCGUCUUCCACCUGGAGCCUGGACUUUACUUGUGUGGAGGUGCACGCCCGCGAACGAGUGCACAUUGUUUGCUGUGCCCACGUCUCCCAUGCCGCACUGACCGGUUGUUUCUGUGGCCUUUCACUUGGUCAAAUAAAGGCCUCCCGAUGGAUUUUCUGUGA